UAUAAUUUAAUUCUACUUUGAAAAUUAGUCAAAUUAACAUGAAAAGCGCAAGAUGAUAAUUAAAAACGAAUAGAGAUAUUUAUGAGCGAAAGAAAACUUAGAUGAACCUGUUGCGCCCUUAACUGGGAUAUGUAGAUACUAAAUGUGGUCCAAAUUAACAGUAUAACCAAAUAAUAUACUGCUAAUAAAUUAACAACUUUCAUUAUUAAGCUCACUAAAAUGUCAUGUCAUUAGGAUUUGCAUGAACGUGAUACAAUCCUUCUACAUCAUCAUUUCUAAUAAAGGUUCAACUUUCUGCUUAGUUUUCUAAUAACAAUCACAAUAAAGCUAUCAUCACCAUUUUCAUGAGUUGUAACUUAUAAGGUAAUGCGUGGUAAAAUUAAAGUGUAUUUAUAUAUUAUAUACUUUUUCGACGAAGAGUGUUCAACAGACUAAUCUAAGAAAUGUGGAGAACUCUCAAGAAUAUAAGUAGUUGGCAUUGAAUUGGAUGUAUUUGUUUACUUUUUCUUCACAAGUUUGAGACACUAUUUGCUGCCUUCUACUUUUGUGUAUGUAUGACCUUUUUCUCUAGAAAUGUGAAGAGAAUUCUCAAGAAUAUAAGUGUGUGAGACCAUAUAUGAAUUUGCUAUACAUCACAAUAAGUUCUUUGUUUUGUGAUCGUGGUUGUAGGUAGUCAGAGGCGGAUCCAUGAUUUAUUAGUUUAUGGAUUCUGGACCACUAUUCUUCGUUCGUGCUUAUUAGGUAUAUUGUUUGAUGAGAGUUGCCUCUCCAAAGUUACUGCAAUUUUAACAUUAUGGUAAGAUUGUCGGAUCUUAUUGACGUUGAUGCAGGAGGGACGAUGAGGAUGUCUAAGAGACACGGGGGUAAGUGUUUUCGAUCUCUAGUUGUCUAUCUACAUUGCUUGGACUCUUUAAAUCGUUGUCAGGUGUGUAUCGGAUCCUCCAAAAGCUAUACAUUUUUUUGGAGGAUCCGAUAUGAUUGUGGCAACAUUUUUGGCAAGUUCGAGUAACAGAGGUUACAAAAGGGUGUUGAUUAUUAAAGGAAAUUACUGGACAGUAGUUUUUCACUAUAUAUACGUGAUUUGUGUAAAAAAUACUGGAUUCAACUUAACUGAUAGGAAUUGGUUGCAUCAGCCUCUGGUUUAUUCGAACCCUCUUUGAUAAAAUCAUCUUUUAUGUAUAUAUAUAGUAGAUGUUGAAUUCCGUUGGCUUCUUUGUGUGUUUACUUCUUCAUAUUUUGAACCCUCUUAGAAAAAAUGCUGGUUCCGCCACUAGGGGAUAUAGUAGAAGUAUUAUGAUACAUAUGUUUCUUCUGCAGGCUUAGAAGCUCCUCGAAAUAGAUUAGAGAAGCCAGCAGAGAGCUUCUGUGAUGGAGGGGAUGAUAUCCUGGUAAUAAUUUGUUAUGUUAUUCUAGAAUUAUCGCAAUUCUCGUUGUAUGUCUUUUCUUAGUUGAUGUGAGCCUGGACAGUGAAAUGAGAAACUUAAUAUCUUCUAUACAGUUUAUGCAUUUAACAAGUCCAGGGUAAUAAAAUUUGAUCCUCUAUUUUGCUAACGACUCGUGAGAUUAACAUUUGGUACUUCUUGAGCAUUUGAUUCUUCUUUUCAAUCAUCAUUGCUGUAGAGUUGCAAUUUUCAUUGUCAUUUUGAACGUAAAAUGAUCACACUCGACAUGGCGUAUCAUUUGGUUUCCUUCCCUAUAGUGUUCUUGAGCUGAGCAUUUGAUUCUUCUGUUUUGUCAACUUUGAGGUGUUGCAGAGUUGUGAUUUCCACUGUCAUUUUGAACUUAAAAUGAUUCACAACUCGACAUGUCUGUCAACUUUUACGUAUCAUUUGGUUUCCUUUGUUCUGUUGUUACUUCUGUUCUUGUUUUCAACACAGUUUGUUAUUUCUUUGACACGUCGUGAGAAUGAAAUCCAUCUCCGAAUGAAAAUUUGAUACAUUUGAUUCUCAUUUUGGUUGCGUUUUCGCGAUUUAACUCACUAGUUGCUUAAAUUCAGUGUACUUAUCACAUGACAAAUGACUGGCCAGAGAAGAAGAACUGUUAUGUGAAAGAGGUUCCAAUGAAGAAACUGAUCAGCGAAGAAUUAGCUAAAAGACCAAACACAGGGCAGAAUGUGCCUAGCGUUGUGGCCCGUCUGAUGGGACUGGAUACAUUAUCCGUAGAUGAGGAGAGUUUGAGAGAGGUAUCCUCGAGACAAACAGUUUUCGAUUCCUUUGACAGACGGAGUAGGAAUAGCCUGAAGUUUAACGAACUUAAACCCCGAGAACAUCCACAGGAAGAGGAACUACAAAAGUUUAAGAAAGAGUUUGAAGCAUACCAAGCAGCAAAGUUCAAGGAAGGCUCAAAGUUUGUUGAACUUAACACCAACACAGUUCUUUAUGCGAACUCAACGAGAAAGAUGGUUACUGAGAGAUUUAUAGAUCUUAAAGGACUUGCUGCAACAGAAAAUAUACACGAAAGAGGUAUUUCGAAGAUUCAGAAAGAUAAAAAUGAAUUUCUUGCAGCUGCACGAAAUAAGACUAUUCGUGCAUUGAACGUUAAGUCAGGUUCUGCUCCUGCAAAGAUUGUAAUUUUGAGGCCUGUUUCCGACAGGACAGGGAAAAAUGAAGAAUCAUGGGCUAAUUCUCCUAGAAUAUCCGAAGACGGGAGUAGCAUGGAAGAAUUUCUUCAAGAGGUUAAGGGAAGACUAAAAUUUGAAUUGCAAGAGAAGAGUUUCCGAAAAACCAUUGAGAAGCCAUCAGAUGCAAAGAUAAUAGCUCAAUGCAUUGCAAAACAGGCGCGAGAGAGUGUUACUAGGGACGUUGGAACAACUCACCACCGAUCAAAAUCAAUGCAGUCCGAUAGAAGUGAAAUCCAACGCGACGAGGCUAGCUCACCUGAAUUCACUAAAAGAGACACGAGAAGAAUUUUGACCGAACGGUUGAGGAAUGUCCUGAGUGACGAAUCAUCUCAUGAUAUCGACAAACAUGAUCGUGUAAGCUCUACAUCAGUAGCACAGCAUAGGGAAAAGAGCAAAUCUGAAGAAAUGAGAUAUGCUCCGAAUGAAGUGUGCCACGGGGACGAUAUGAAAGAUGAAUCAGACAGGCAGUGCAGAUACUCCAGGCAGGAGCUCAGUAAUGAUGUUAUGCUAGACCAGAAACUAUUUCAUAGAAACCUGGUUAGAUCUUUGUCAGCUCCUGUAUCACGAUCAUCAUUUGGAAAACUUCUCCUGGAGGAUCAAGAUAUGUUAACGGGGGCUCAUAUUAGGAGACAGCAUGAAGCUAUCGAGGAGGUCACAGUGAACGUUAAGAAAUGGCGAAAAGAGAAAUUCAAUCUUAAGGCAAAAGUUUCCAGCUUUAAGCAUAGUUUUGUACUUAAAGGAAAGCUCUUUGGUAGAAAAAUCCAAUCUUUGGAGGAAUCACAUGGAAACAAACAAAUGCACAUGAAAGAUCUUCAGAACACACAAACUGUUGCAUCCAAAUUUUAUGUGAGACAAGAGAAUUCUACUGAGGUGCCACCAAGCCCUGCAUCUGUAUGUAGCACAAGCAAUGAAGAAUUUUGGAGGCAAACAGAUAACUUCAGUCCAUCAUCAUCAUCAAUUUCAGAUGUAAAUCCACUGGAUGAUACUGAGAUACCUCAUGUUUUCAAAGAGAUCAGCUCUAAUCUGAACGGUACGAGUAAAAACUUAUGUUAACUUUAGUUGCAUUUGUAGUUUAGGCGCGGUUACAA
This is a messenger RNA of Solanum lycopersicum (tomato), 3708 nucleotides long. NCBI's taxonomy places the organism in Eukaryota, Viridiplantae, Streptophyta, Magnoliopsida, Solanales, Solanaceae. The record is from RefSeq and is a predicted model, not a curated record.